Lontra canadensis (Northern American river otter) is the source of this 1907-nucleotide messenger RNA. It is a transcript of the gene SLC24A4, whose product is annotated as solute carrier family 24 member 4. NCBI's taxonomy places the organism in Eukaryota, Metazoa, Chordata, Mammalia, Carnivora, Mustelidae. Gene Ontology annotation, biological process: intracellular calcium ion homeostasis; calcium ion transmembrane transport; sensory perception of smell. The record is from RefSeq and is a predicted model, not a curated record. Bases 100 to 1641 code for a protein of 513 amino acids. Gene Ontology annotation, molecular function: calcium, potassium:sodium antiporter activity; calcium channel activity. Gene Ontology annotation, cellular component: membrane. The transcript has 16 exons.
UGGAGCUGGAGAGCGAUUCAUGAGUUCCCUACAGACCUGUUCUCCAACACGGAGCGACAACACGGAGCUGUCCUGCUGCAUAUCCUCGGUGCUCUGUACAUGUUCUAUGCCUUGGCCAUAGUCUGUGAUGACUUUUUUGUUCCGUCUCUGGAGAAGAUCUGCGAAAAGCUCCAUCUGAGUGAAGAUGUGGCGGGAGCCACUUUCAUGGCCGCAGGAAGCUCCACGCCCGAGCUGUUUGCCUCUGUUAUUGGUGUGUUCAUCACCCAUGGAGACGUUGGCGUUGGGACCAUCGUGGGCUCUGCGGUGUUUAACAUCCUGUGUAUAAUCGGCGUUUGUGGAUUAUUUGCGGGGCAGGUGGUCCGUCUGACGUGGUGGGCUGUGUGCCGAGACUCCGUGUACUACACCCUCUCUGUCAUCGUGCUCAUUGCUUUCAUAUAUGAUGAAGAAAUUGUGUGGUGGGAAGGACUGAUUCUCAUCAUCUUGUACGCAUUUUACAUUCUGAUCAUGAAGUACAAUGUGAAGAUGCAGGCCUUUUUCACCAUCAAACAAAAGGCCAUUGCCAAUGGCAAUACCGUCAACAGCGAGCUGGAGGAUGGUAAUGAUUACUGUGAUAGUAGCUCUGACGAUCCCUCCAUGCCGUUGCUGAGGCGAGUGAAGGAGGAGCCUCAGUACAGCAAAAACCCAGUGGUGAUGGUGGACGAGGUCAUGAGCUCCAGUCCUCCCAAGUUCAGCUUCCCGGAGGCGGGCUUACGCAUCAUGAUCACCAACAAGUUUGGGCCCAGGACCCGACUGCGGAUGGCCAGCAGGAUCAUAAUUAAUGAGCGGCAGAGACUGAUCAACUCAGCGAACGGUGCCAACAGCAAGCCACUUCAGAACGGGAGACACGAAAACAUUGAGAAUGGGAAUGUUCCUGUGGAAAACCCCAGCAACCCGCAGCGGGAGCAGGAGCCGCAGCCCCCACCGCCACCGCCUCCCCCAGAGCCGGAGCCAGUUGAGUCUGCCUUCCUGUCCCCCUUCUCCAUGCCCGAGGCAAGAGGGGACAAGGCCAAGUGGGUAUUUACCUGGCCACUCAUCUUCCUCCUGUGCGUCACCAUCCCCAAUUGCAGCAAGCCCCGCUGGGAGAAGUACUUCAUGGUCACCUUCAUCACCGCCACGUUGUGGAUCGCGGUCUUCUCCUACCUGAUGGUGUGGCUGGUGACUAUUAUUGGGUACACGCUUGGGAUCCCGGAUGUCAUCAUGGGCAUUACUUUCCUGGCAGCGGGCACGAGUGUUCCAGACUGCAUGGCCAGCUUAAUUGUGGCAAGACAAGGCCUUGGUGACAUGGCAGUCUCAAACACCAUAGGAAGCAACGUGUUUGACAUCCUAGUGGGACUUGGCAUACCGUGGGGCCUGCAGACCAUGGUCAUUAACUAUGGGUCCACGGUGAAGAUCAACAGCCGGGGUCUGGUCUAUUCCGUGGUGCUGUUGCUGGGCUCCGUCGCUCUCACAGUCCUCGGCAUCCACCUCAACAAGUGGAGACUGGACCGGAAGCUGGGCGUCUGCGUGCUGGCCCUCUAUGCCGUCUUCUUGUGCUUCUCCAUAAUGAUAGAGUUCAACGUCUUCAUCUUCGUCAACUUGCCCAUGUGCCGAGAAGACGAUUAAAGGCACUGCCCCCCCCCAUCCCCUGCCCCGGGAGCUGUUCUGGACUCUGGCACCGGUGUCCCUUGCUCUCUCCCUGUCCCCCACCACGAGCCUCUCCUGCCUCGGUGGUCGCUGUCUGUUCUGCCACAUGCUGGAAGGAAGAGCUGUCGUGGUCUUUGUCCGGGCGCGAGCAAGGCCACUGGGUGUCCUUCUCCUCCUCCUCGGAGUUCUGCCCUCCACACACGAGGUAAGAUCCACGGGCCACCGUCCGGGUCACCUGGCAGACC